Molecule: messenger RNA, 7357 nt
Organism: Macrosteles quadrilineatus (aster leafhopper)
Lineage: Eukaryota; Metazoa; Arthropoda; Insecta; Hemiptera; Cicadellidae
Product: ras-responsive element-binding protein 1-like
Exons: 6
Coding region: 147-5219 (1690 amino acids)
Biological process (GO): regulation of transcription by RNA polymerase II
Cellular component (GO): nucleus
Molecular function (GO): RNA polymerase II cis-regulatory region sequence-specific DNA binding; DNA-binding transcription activator activity, RNA polymerase II-specific
Source: RefSeq, a predicted model, not a curated record
CGACGACAGAGGUCUGUGUCUCUCCUGUCUGUAGUGUCGUGUAGUGUUGUGAACGUGUUGAUAAACUGUAAAACUAAACUGUGUCGCUCUCCGACUAUGGUGGACGAUUGACACUGUAUUUCUGCCCCUAAAGAUUCUGCGGAAACAUGCAGGACACCCCUUGUGAAACUGGCUUUUCGCCAGCCCCAGCCCCUACUCAUGAGGUGACUUUGAACCCUCUGCAAGUCCCAAGAAUGGAGAAGGCGGCAGAAGAGAAACCCCUCGACCAUGACACCAAAGAAGAAAACCAAGCCAAAGAAACCCAUAGCACUGAUGAAGAUAAUCCAGUUAACAACAACACCAUCCAACCUCCAAACCAACCAGACCAAACUCCAGAGGUUGUCACCAAGCAAGCAGACAACUUUGGAGAUGUCCAAUAUGGCUGUCCGGUGUGUGACAUGGUGCUUUUCUCCUCUCACGACUUCACCAUCCACAUCAGAUCACACAAACCCGAGGAUCUCGGUUUCAUCUCAUCGUCUGGGAAAAGCCUCGUGUGCCAAAUCUGCUGCAAGGUGAUGACUUCGGAAGCGUCGCUGGAUAAACACAUUCUGACACAUUCAAGAGAGCAACAAUUCAAAUGCAAAAUUUGCGGAACCAUGUUCACCUCCAUCGGGACCCUACAUUACCACAUGAGAAGUCACAGCUCGGAAAACAGGGAUUCUUAUAACUACGACAGUGACGCUAGUUCUGAGAGUCUUGGAUCUCCAAAAUCGUUUUCAUCUCUGCCGACAACUCAAAAAAGAAGAAGGGUGUCUAGAACUGCUUCAGAGUACAACAACAACGUCAUUGAGUUUUCACCUUACAGAUCUGAACAUAAGAGGAAAACAGAAGACGACUUUGGAUCGUCUAAGAGAAAGAAAAGUGAAAAGAGUAAAUUUGAUUGUUCUUUUUGUGGUAAAACAGGUUUCCUUUCACUGAACCUGCUUGAGACCCAUAUUGAAGAAUGCCAUCCUGACUACGUAGCAAAAUGUACUCCUUGUAAUUUGGUUUUCAAAAACCACAGAGUAUUAAACCUUCAUCGGUACAUGGUUCAUCAUUCGGAGUUGAAAGAACGUUCGGUCGGAAAUGUUAAAGAAACAAUUGGAUUUAAAGACUUGACAUUUGUGGAUUUUUCAAGUGAAAAAUUCCCUCAUAUUGCCAGAGCGAUGUGUGAGCAGAGUUUGCACCUGGCGAGUAGUAUGUUUCACAGGUUUCAAUGUGACAAAUGUAGCAGAGCGUUUCCGUGCGGAUCUGCUCUCAAUAUUCACAGACAAGGCUGUGGACAGGAGAACUACGCUUCUUCAGGGGAGAGCUGCCACCAAGACAACGACUUUUCCUCCAGCGAUGAAGCUCCAACAGAUCUCAGCAGCGCUGGUAAAAGAGGCUCUUGGAGUGAAACCAAAGUAUCCGAGAGUUCUGACGAUGUUGAAGAGGAACGUAAAAGAUUCAACUUCUUUGCAGGACUCGAUUUACAAAAUAAAUCAAUCGCGAAUACUCCUCCACAGACCUGUCCUCCCACUUCUCUAAAUCUCCGGAGGGAUCUUUAUUUCAACCAAAACAAUUCAGAGAGUAAAGAUCUGGCUGAUAUCCAAAGCAUCAUUUCCGUUACUUCUGCUGGAGGUUUGCUUCACGAUUUGUCAAAGUCUCCUCAACCAACUGUCUUGGAAGUGACACCCCCAGACUCUGGCUCUAGAGCUGGAACCUUUGAGUCAGCUAUUGCUGACGAGGAACAGCAAGACUGUUUUGCUGCUGAAUUUAGAAAAAUGAAACUGCGAGGAGAAUUUCCUUGUAGAUUGUGCAAAGCAAUUUUCCCAAACUUGAGAGCUCUGAAGGGCCAUAAUAGGGUUCAUUUGACCAGCAGUGGUGGAGCAAAUCCAGUGCCUUAUCGCUGCAACAUGUGUCCGCACUACAGCUCAGAUAAGUCUGCAUUGAUCAGGCACAUGCGCACACACAAUGGUGACAGGCCAUAUGAAUGUGCCCUUUGUCAUUAUGCCUUCACUACAAAAGCAAACUGUGAACGCCACCUUAGAAAUAGACACGCUAAGAUGACUCGUGAAGAUGUGAAGAAAUCAAUUAUUUACCAUCCUUCAGAAGAUCCAACAAAUGAUGCAGACCAUAAACCAAACCGUGAUGAUGUCAAACGUUCUCUGUUCUCUGAGUCGGAUCAGUUGAAUCGCAUCGAGAGUAAGGAUAGUUUCAAAAUUGAGAAUACUCACAGUUUUACCAAACAAAACUUGGAAACACCCAAUAUUGUUUUUGAAAAAGCAAACUUGCCAAAGGCUUCACCAUUUGCUUAUGUUCAAAAGGCUCCAAGUGUUAAUGAUAUUACUGUCAAUGAAACUGUACAAAGAAAAUGUCUCGACGUAGGAACCAUGACCCAAGAAGAAAAUGAUGUGCGGAUUCCAGUGUACCAUGCAAAUACUACUCCAGAUAAAACCGAUAGCGAUACAGAUGCUCCAUUGGAUCUAUCUAUGGAUGUUUUAGACUUAAGUAAAAAGAAAGCUACUCCUAGAGAACAACCUAUAAUAAGUAAAAAUGAAGUGUUUGAAAAUGCAGAAGAAUUAGAACCACAAGAUUUGUCAAAAAAGCCAAACAUACCAGUAGAGAAAAGGGCGAUCUCAAUCAUAGAACCCAAGGAAACAAUCACAAUACAAAGAAAUAUUCCUGAAACAAACAAUGAAGACAAAAUAAACACUUCUGCUCAGUCACCUCAUCCAACUUAUGAAAAUGAAAAUCCUGUUUUACCCAACCCCUUGACAAAGUUAGACCUCUCAAAGUUUUAUCCAGCGAAUGCCCAUCCAUUUUAUUUGAAUGCCAAUGCACCUUUUCCUGCAUUUACACCAACUGUCAUGCCUAAUGGUUCCUAUCCACCAUACUUCAUACCACCUCCUCCAGGUUUUUUCCCUGGAAACUCCGGCCAAGAUUUUGUUGAAAUUAAGGAAAGACUUCAAAAAGAGUUGAUUAGAGGUCUUCAACUGACAUCAGGUGGAUCUCUUGUUCUUGAUCAGCUAGCAAUGGUGAAUGCAGCUGAUAGAAUUCAAUCUCUUCAACAGCAAGCCAUGGCAGAAUACAAUUGGCGAAUAGAAAACUCUAGGGAGGAAAGAACAUUCUCCCCGUCGAUGAAAGAAAAAAUUCCCGUUCAUGAAAGUGAAAAAGACACAAGAACUCCAGAAAUCAACCAUUCUAAGUUACAAGAAAAAUUGGCCCAGCCUAAACCCAAACAAGAAACUUCAUCUUCAGUUAAAAUGGUGAUAAAGAAUGGUGUUUUGAUUCCCAAGCAGAAACAAAGGCGUUACCGCACAGAGCGACCGUUCUCUUGCGAACAUUGUGCUGCAAGAUUCACGUUGAGGUCCAACAUGGAACGGCACAUUAAACAACAACAUCCACAAUACUGGUCUCAAAGACAGAGGAAUGCCAUAACAAUGCCAGCCAGACGCAAUCAUUCUAUCGUUCCUAAAGUGCCUCAAAGCUUACUCAACCACAGUCAGUAUUAUUCUCAAUCUGGAAUGCCCAACAUGAGUAUUAAAUCUGAAGAAGAUUCAAAGUCCUCGAUCAACAGCGACUUCAACGCUGAUAAAUUCACCCUGGAGGGAAAACCUUGUAUAUCAGAAGAAGUGAAGAAUGCUAUUGCUCUCCAACUGAAAUCAAAGAUUCCAUCUUCAGAGUCUGUAAAUGGUAAAAACGAAGAACUUAUGGAAGAAGAGGAGGAUGAAGAUCUAGUCAUCGAUGAAGAAAAGAAUGAUGAGGUCGAUGAUCAAGAUGGUGAGCAGAACGAAGAAGAAAUUUCAUUCAGAAAAAAGAUGUGUAUGAGAGAAGACAGCGCAGAUUUAGCAAGUGUAUCCAGGCUUCUUGACAAUGCUUCAACUCAGACCUUUCGCCAGUAUUUCCAUUCCGAGGAAGAUCAGCCUGGAGGUGAUGGAAGUGAUGAAGAUGAGGAGGGGUUGGUAGCAGCAGGCAGUGCCAGUGAAGGAUGCAACUCAGGCAGCGAUGAGAACAGGUCAGAAUCAGAAAACAACAGCACACACCCUCCAGCUGUGAAGAAGAAGAGUGCAUACUCCAUGGCUCCAAACAGAGUUUCCUGUCCGUACUGCGCCAGGAAGUUCCCUUGGUCUUCUUCUCUCCGUCGACACGUUCUGACACACACGGGUCAGAAACCUUACAAGUGUUCUUUCUGUCCUCUCCUCUUCACGACAAAGUCCAACUGUGAUCGUCACUUGCUGCGCAAACACGGAGGAGGAACUCCCACGACGACCGAAGUGCCUCCUACUGUCACGGAACAACCCAACGGACCAAACUACACCAUGAGGAACGUCCCCGAAAGGCCUUACAAGUGCAAGAACUGUCCUAGCUCUACAUUCUCCACCCUCAGCAACCUAAAGAAACAUCUCUCCACCAAACACCAACCAGGCGCGUUCAAGAACGACCAGAGUGGAUACGAAAGCCAUGGCAGUGCGAGCGAGGAGAUUGACGUUUGUGAUGAAGUGAAAGACGAAGAGAAAGAAAAAAGGCCGAUCACAGAUUUGAGAGAGAUCCAUCCUAGUCAUACUGAAAGUCAUACCUUCAAGCAAGAGACGUUUGUUGCGACCCCGUCGGAUUUACCGUUUAAGUGUCAUCUUUGCGAAGGCAGUUUUGCCGAGCGGCAGGAAGCGUUGGAUCACAUCCGAGACAGCCACAGCUCUGAGUUCCAACUCUUGGUUUCGAAGGGAGCGUUGGAGGUAGGGGCUGCUGCAGAAGAGAACCAUCCAACUGAAGAGAAUGGAGAAGAAAACUUGGAACAGCUGAGGGGGAAGUUUCCAGACUACGCCAAUAGAAAGGUGAUGUGUGCCUUCUGUCUGCGACGUUUCUGGUCCGCCGAAGAUCUAAGACGACACAUGCGAACACACACGGGAGAGCGACCAUUCUCUUGCGACAUCUGCAGACGACGCUUCACUCUCAAGCACAGCAUGCUGCGACAUCGCAAGAAACAUUCGUUCCCCGCUCCCGAGGACACUUCUCCAGCCAGUGACGAAGAGACAGCACCCAACAAUAAUAACAACAACUACAACACCAUUCUGACCAAGCACUGGGCUAAGUCUCGGAUGGAGGAGGAUUCAGAUUUAAUCAGUAACCUCCUCGGAAUCCAAGACAAAACUAUCGUCGAUAAAAUGUUGCUUUCAAAGUCUGCUGAGGAUGCUGCUAAAUUGCUAGGUGUCAAGAAGUAAUUUGAGAAAAAGCUACAAUUUUCUAUGUUUAUCAUCAAUAUUUAAGUAUUACCUCAAAGUUCAUCGUGUAAUUUCGGUAUAGACAAAGUCUUACUUUUGAUUCUUGAUGCAGAUGUAGAUUAUCAUUUUUUCAUGAAACAGAAGCCAGAUUUUACUUAAUGAUAUCCUAGAUCCAACCCCAAACAAAGUGUGCGACUGUCAAAGUUCUAUUGUCAUUUAGUUUUUCAUAUGAUGAUAGCUAAUGUGACAGCUAUUGUUUACAACCAGACAUAGUUUUGGUUGAGAAUCAUUCAAAUAUUGGUGAGGCAGAAAACAAAUGAGAGCUGCACAUUUUGGCUGUGGGUUGCAUUCAAGUUAAAUUUAAUAACGAUCCAGUAAAAACAACCUGGAAAGGAGAUGUCUACUUCAUGUUAUCCAUAGUCAAAUUACGUUAAACGUUUUUCUGUACUCAAAAUCUUCUACUGCAGUUUAAAAACUUAAAUCGAUAUCUUUAUACCUGUCAUUGUAUUGCAAUGUUUUUACGAUAAGCUAGUCAAUGAUAAGGACUCCUUCAGACAUUUAAGUGUUUUGUGUAAUUAAUUGCAACUUUACUCACAUUUAGUAUGACUGCACAAUCUAUAAUGUAUCGUAAAUGGCCGCUUUGAUUCGAUAUUCGUUCUUUUCAUCUUUUGCUAUCACAAGUGCUUUAUCCAUUGAUUUGUAUUAUAUGUGCCUUAUGAGUGUUUUAUUGUUUUUGGUGGAAAUUCUUGAUUAGUACAACGCAUUGUCCUGUGAUAUAAGACAUUGGUCUUCAUAGCCUUGAUGUUUACUUGAUGAAGCAAUCAAUGUGGAAAACUCAAGCAAUAAGUAUUAUUAAGGUAUUAAACGUAAAGGGCAUUACACCUAGAACAUACGAGGUUUGAUAUAGUUAUUUAAAAAAUUACAUAAACUUAUCUUUUAAGACUUGGUAAUCAUUACUGUUUCUAAAAGAAAGGUACAGCUUACGGUGGAAAUACUUUUAUUUUCACCUUCUAUUUGUUAAUUUUAAAGUCGAUAAAUAUUAAAUUUUGUGAGAAAAUAAUUAAAUUAGAAUUUUUAGAUAACUACAAUCAGCAUAUUUAGAGAAUCUAAAAUUGCUAUUGGUCAUUAGUAAAUUGUUGAGUAUUCUUUGUUGAAGAUAAAUCUUAACUAAUUUACCUAUGUAUUAUUCAUUUUAAAUGGCUUAGCAUUUAAAAUGUAACAGAUAUAGGUAUAAAUUUUUAAAUAAAAGAACAAAUUGCGUAGCAAUACAGUAUUUUUAAUAAGUUCAUGAUAAAACCAGAAAUAUUUUUGGACUGAACAUUUUGAAUGAGAAUUGCAGUAAAAAUAACCUAUAAUGUGCUUUUAAAAGAAGAGUAACCAGCUAAAAAUUGUUUAAUCUUUACUAACUUAUUAUUUCAAGCAAAGUCAUUGUUUGAUUAUAGUUAGUUAUUGUUAAUUUAUUUAUACACAAAGGUUUUCUUCAUUUGUGUUUUGCUCUUGAAAAAAUCCAUAAGUAUUAUGCUGUACUUUAAUAUAGCUGUAACUUAAAGCAUUUUCAGUAAUGAAGAAAAAUAACGGCUCAAUUCAUUACAAAAAUCGUAAUAGAAUUAUAGAUGACAUUUUUAGCUGGGUUGCUACAGCACAAGGAUUUAGAGAAGACUAACCAUAGACUUACAAGCAUCUUCAUUCUUAUAAUAUACGUCUUCAGUUUGCGAAGUAUUUUGUCUAUGGUCACUCCUCUCCUUAUCUGUUUUAGCCAUAAAUUGCAUCUCUCAUUCGCUAAUCUAUUAUUUAUUUCAUGUAACGAGUGAACGUUUUUAAUUUUAAUAUUUAAAUGUUUUUACAGUUAAAUAGUUAGUUAUGAUCUGUUCUUUAGUUCAUUUAACAUUGUAUGUAAAUCUAUACUGAAUAUUUUAGUAGUUUCUCAUUCAUCAUUCCAAAGAUUUAAUUUUAAGGCUUGUAAAUAGUAAUAUUCGCAAUAAUAUAUUUAUUAAGUUUGUAUAUAAGAGGUUGUAUACACACAGAAUGUGGUUUCUUUUGUCUGUUGUUCAUUCCUCAUUUCCACUACUGUUCAAAAGUUUAUGUGCUCUGUUACUUUUUGUUCUCUUGAAAUCUAUUAAAUGUGAUUUCCAUAAGAA